GAGAACUGCCUGGCUGGUGUGAGGAGCAGCCGGGACCACAGAGGUGGUGGAGAGAUGGCCCUCAGCAGUAUCCAGCCUUCCUUCGUGACCCCAUCACUUGCCAUUGAAGGGGGUCUCCAGUAUGGAUAUGUGAUCACUAUCCAAGGAACUGUUCUUAACUCCAAUGGAACCAGGUUUGCUGUGGACUUUAAAAUUGGCUCCAGUGACUCUGAGAUUGCCUUCCACUUCAACCCUCGGUUUGAGAACGGCGGGUAUGUGGUCUGUAACACCAAGCAGAAAGGGUGGUGGGGAACGGAGGAGAGGACGAUGAUGAAUCCCUUCCACAUGGGGAAGCCCUUUGAGAUCCGCAUCCUGGUGGAGAGCGCCAUGUUCCAGAGAAGCAGCAUGGCCAAGCUGGCACACCCUUGUGGAGGGUUUAAGUCCAGGCUGCUGUACCCAACAGUCUCCAAGUCUAUAUAA
Molecule: messenger RNA, 459 nt
Organism: Myotis lucifugus (little brown bat)
Lineage: Eukaryota; Metazoa; Chordata; Mammalia; Chiroptera; Vespertilionidae
Product: galectin-9B-like
Exons: 4
Coding region: 55-459 (134 amino acids)
Biological process (GO): positive regulation of calcium ion import; negative regulation of endocytosis; neutrophil chemotaxis
Cellular component (GO): nucleus; immunological synapse
Molecular function (GO): carbohydrate binding; IgE binding; laminin binding
Source: RefSeq, a predicted model, not a curated record